Apis laboriosa (Himalayan honeybee) is the source of this 5557-nucleotide messenger RNA. RefSeq names its product protein numb (gene numb). The record is from RefSeq and is a predicted model, not a curated record. Lineage: Eukaryota; Metazoa; Arthropoda; Insecta; Hymenoptera; Apidae. The transcript has 10 exons. Bases 951 to 2942 code for a protein of 663 amino acids.
CUCUAGGUAGAGUUCAUGACGUCAAUCUUCGGGGCCAAGUCGCACGACCAGUUUGAACUGCUAGCUCGCUGUAAGAAGGGAAGAAGAAGAGGAAGAAGAGGCGACACUGGUCUCUCGAACUGUUCCUCGAUCGGUUCUGAUAUGUGUACAUUUUUACCGGCCGGCACUCGUACCGCCGCCAUGUGUAUCCAAACUGUUCUCUCGUCUGAUCGUGUGUCAUACAUCGGUGGACAGGUUUGUCUAUAUAUAUAAAGAUUGAGGUUAAUUAAAUUUGUGAUCAAACAGUGUGUCAAAUAAGAAAAGGUGAACGGGUUCGCUUGUUGAGAUUGAUGAAUUGAUAAAAAUGAUUGAAUACGACAAAGAAUAGAAAAAAGAGCUUAGAGUGUCGUGAAGACCAGUCAAUAUAAUCGCACACCUGGUGCCAGUGAUAAGUAGUGUGCAUGGAAGCGAAUGCAAGUCGUGCAGUGGAGACUCGCGAUGGAACUCGGUUGUUCGGUGACAAUACCUUGGUCGAUCGGGAAGCCCCCACAGUUAUCCGCCUUCUCAGUGCUGAACCUUAGCUUGGACAUUAUAUCUUAGAUAUCUUAUCCAAUCGCGCGAAUUUGUGGUAGUUCGAUUGAAUAGAGGCCAAAAAAGAUACGUGCACGAAUAUAAUUAGGAGAUCGAUAAACAGGUUGUGACAAUGGUGCAUGUUCUGUGAAAAUCUAACGAAAAAAAUAUUAAAGUGACAAUAAGGCAGAUAAGUGUUAUGAACUGGAAAGUUAUAUUCUGAGGAUUAAAAGGGAUCGAAGGAAAGAACAUUUGAACGAAGAGGAAUAGCAAAGUGCACGGACGUUCGAUGAUAUCGUGUAUAGUGCAACGAGGAAAACAACGAACGACGAAGCCGUUGUGUUUGGAUACUUGACGCGGUCGCUACUGCGCGUCGUGAAAACAUCGACGCCAGAAGAGAAAUGGGAAACCACCCGUCCGCCCACCAACCGCUCGAGAGAGCUACCAACCAUGCUGGAAAUGGUCUUCGCCUCUCGAAGCGAGAGAGGUCACCGGGAAAAAGAAUGGACCGACUUCGACGAAGUUUUCGUGAUAGCUUUCGACGGCGGAAAGAUCCUCAUGUGCCGGAAUCAAGUAAACCGCAUCAAUGGCAGGCGGACGAAACGGCUGUCCGCUCGGCCACGUGUGCUUUCCAUGUUAAGUACCUGGGAUGUGUUGAGGUGUUCGAAUCAAGGGGUAUGCAAGUGUGCGAGGAAGCUCUAAAAGUACUUAGGAACUCGAGGCGGCGGCCGGUACGCGCGGUGCUGCACGUAUCAGGAGACGGUUUGCGGGUGGUUGAAGAUGAGACAAAAGGGCUGAUCGUCGAUCAGACGAUAGAGAAAGUUUCCUUUUGUGCUCCGGAUCGAAAUCACGAGAAAGGGUUCAGUUACAUCUGUAGAGACGGCACGACCAGACGAUGGAUGUGCCAUGGAUUUUUGGCAUUGAAAGAAUCGGGAGAACGCUUGAGUCAUGCAGUUGGAUGUGCUUUUGCUGCGUGUCUGGAAAGAAAGCAACGAAGGGACAAGGAAUGCGGUGUCACGAUGACGUUCGAUUCGAAAACUUCAACCUUCACGAGGAGCGGCAGUUUCAGGCAGCCAUCUUUAACCGAGCGAUUGCAGGAUUCGCGCGAACGCGCCGUAGAUGUACCACCUAUAAAGCAAGUCUACAAUCCUUUUGCGAUAGAGAGACCACACGCUACCCCGUCGAUGCUCGAAAGACAAGGUUCCUUCCGGGGUUUCACUCAAUUGAACCAAGCAUCACCGUUCAAAAGGCAGCUUAGUUUACGGAUUAACGAUCUUCCUAGCAAUCUUGAACGCACACGUAGCCAUAGCCUUGAACCGACGGAUUUGUCACGGAUGCCAUCUGCUAUGUCUCACAUCGUACCUCUGAAGCCACCAGUUAGUCCAAUACCAGAAAUAUCACCCGGGGGUCAAGAUAGCGUUUCAGCGAUGUGUCAGCAGCUUUCACAAGGGCUUUCUCUUCUUUCGAGGACCGACGACUUCGGACCAAUCUCUACGCAAAGCAGUACAAGCUCUGUGGCUAAACAGCUCUUCACCAGUACCACCGCUAAUAAUACUCCACCAGUGACGAGUAGCAACUCGUUGGACGAAUUAAAACUGCAAAAUGGUCCAAGUUUGAACAACAAUAACAACAACAACAAUAACGAAAAGAACGACGAUCUCAGUAAUCUGAAUCACGUUGGACCCAGUUGGCAGGAAGCUCCGUCACCUGUUCUGGCUUCGAAUCACAGGCUUACACCAAUCUUGAAUAAAACCAGCAAUCUCAGUCCCAUCCUUCCAAGAACGAACGCGCCUACACCGAUAGUUAUGAGUACCCCCGCACCCAACACCACUGUCAGCGUGUUUGGAACAUCAGCCUCGGCCAGUCCAGCCUUCAGCACAGCGUCCACGUCCUCCUUAGGAAAUGCACCCACACCGGCUAUGAAUAGGUCACCGAUACCAGUGACUUCAGUGAUGACUCCCAAGACCAGCUCACCGACUGCUACUAGUAUGGCAUCCGUCUCACCGGCUCUAUCUGGAAAGAUUUCUAAUAAUGUUAGUCAAAUUAAUCAAACCUCAGUGGCGAAUACUAUUACUACAUCAGCGGUUCAAUCAGUUUCAACAACAACCGCAUUGCCAAAACCGGAGCAAUGGUUGGGCAGUAUAACCAGCUCGGUACCACCUUCAGUGCAAUCUCCUUCGCAAGGACAAAUAAGUCCUCGACGGGCACCACCUCUUCACGCGAGGGCGCUCUCCCUCGGUUCAGCCGCCAUGAAUCAGGCGACCAGAACCGGUCCUUCGGAUCCAUUCGACGCGGAAUGGGCGGAAAUAGCGGCGAGGAAUCUGCGACAAUCGAGCACCACAAACCCGUUCAUAAUGCCAAACGCGACCCAAGCAUUCCAGGUGCAAUUGUAGCGCCAGGAGUUUGUCAACAGCGUGGCCAAGUACUUCCGUUCGAACACAUAGUGACGACUCCACGUCCGUUCGCGUUUCGACCUCUCGAAUAACCGGAAGUAUUACACGUGAACCGUUUAGUUAAUCUUGAUGGAAUCGCGUGGUUUCAAAUGAGUAAUUCUCCAAUGGAGAUUCCGGAUGAUUGGUCACGGUAAAGAGCCGUGUGAUGAAGAGGGACCUCCAUGAAAAGCGAGGGAUGGAGAUAUCGAUCUCGAAGAGAUGUGUUUAGUAGCAAUGAUUGAUAUAGAAGCAAAUCAGCACAAAACACGUACCCGUUGUUUCUAGAUAUUAGUAGAUUACGCACACACAGCCUCAAUAACCUCGAAUGAAUACGAGAAGAGUGAGAGGAAAUAUGAAUUUGAAAUAAAGAAAAAAAAAAAAAAAAAUGCUUUCUGGGACCACGCGUUCGAUCGCGUUGGUGAACGUGGAUUAUUUAAUUAAGAGAUCCAUACGGUCGAUCGAUCGGCCGAGUCGCACGAUUUACUUUAGAUGUCGUCGCACUUUAUCUGCGGAAAAAACUAGAUAACGUCGUUAAUAUCGAUAACAUAUUUAAAUGUCUAUCGUGAGAUUAUUACUUAAUUAAACGAGAUGUACAAUAAUCUUGAAUAGUUUAGGCUAAAAACGAUUAUCGUUCAUUCUGCAUGAUGAAACAAAAUUUCCACGCACCCAAGAUUAUGAUGCACGAAUCAGAUGUUUCGUCGAAGAUAAAAAACGUAAAAAAAAAAAGGAGAAAAAAUACAAAAAAAUAAAUAAGAUACGAGAAAUAAUAUGAAAAUAACAAUGCUAGUAGCUUAGUUCGAAUGCAAAUCCACGCGAUAAACGUGGCUCGAUAAAAACAAUUAUUAUCAGAUAGUUAUUUUUCUUUUCAAACGGCCAACAACCGAAAGGUGCGUAAAUGAAAAAUUCUGUCGUAUUUACCCGGCUCGAAAUAUCAAGAAUUGUCAAGUUUUAUUAACGAUGAGCAAAAAAAAAACUUAGAUAACAAAAUAAACAAAAAAACAAAUUAAAAAAAAGAAAAAAAGUUAUGACCGAGUACUUAUAAAUUCAUUGAUACUUAUAAAUUGGAUUGAUACUGGCGCAAUUGAACACCAAAAUAGCGGACUGUGAUACAUGUAGCCAAAAUGGCCAGUACUUAAACGCAAACAAUCAGAUUGUCAUAAAUUUUGCUCAAAAGUUUCUCCGCCUGAAACGACAGAGAAAAAACGGUUACGAGCUUGGGUAGCGCAGAAUCUAUUGUUCCCUGGCCAACAGAAUUAAUCACACAAAUCCUAAACACACGCAUAUACAACUUAGAAUAUUUAAGAGCAAAAAUUAGAUGUUAAAAAAGUUUCUAGAAUCAGUACGUUCCACGCUAUUGUUGUCUAAUAUCGUACAUACAAGCGGGUUAAGCAUUCAUUGUAAAAGAUUGUUUUGAAAUUUGAGAGGAUGUAUUGAGGUGUGUAGAUGAACGAUACGACAUUGUGGUUUUGCAGCAGUGGUGUUGUGUUGUUCGAUAGCUUUAUAUAUUUAAAUAGCGUCGUAUAAUCGUAUACAUUGCGCUAUUUAGAUUUGAUGUGAUUCGAUACUUUUAUAUGUCCAAUGUCAGAAUCCUAUUAUUGUAAUUUUAUUGAAUUAUUGGAAUAUGUAAAUCUGUCGAAUUGCAUAAUGAUAUUAGUGCAACAUUAUAAAGAUAUUGAAUCGUAUAUUGUCACCGCUGAAAAAUCGUAAAACGUAUUAUACAUUUACAUCAAGUAUUACAAAUAUUGUCUGCAGAUUUGCCUGCACAUAGAUUUUUAAAUACCUACAGAAAAAUAUAGCACGAAAUUAUAGUAUACGAUAUAUGAUGUAACAAUUUAUGUAAUACUAGUGGAAGAGAUAUAUGUAGAUUCAAUCAUACAGUCAAGUUAUACAGUCAUAUCUCUUUUUGUUUCAAAAUAUAUAAAUUAUGAAUUUGAUGAAUUUUACUGAUCUCAUAAUAUCUUUUCUACCAGCGAUAAUUAUUUGUAAAUAAUUUAUGCGAACUAUUUGCAGACAAUGUUUGUAAACUAUGCCUUUAGAUGAAAAAUGGCUCGCGCACACGUAAUAGGGUACAUAAAAGGUGCUUCCGCUUGAAACAAGACCAAAAAAAGCACACACAAGAAAAAUAUAAAAGAAUAAGAGAAUAAAACGAAGAUUGUUUCACGAGCCAACAGGAGAGCAACGAUAUGGUGUCGCGUUCCGACGUGAACCUAUAGCACUAUAGAUUGUUAUUCGAAUUAUGUCAAUUGUUGAACGAUUACGGAGAUUUGUGAAUGUUCUCCAUAUCCUAUAUAUUGAUAAACAUGGAGUUAAUGUUGCAUCUUAAAGCUUCUUUCACUUUUAGUCAAUGAAUAAGCUUUUAAUUUCUUGAAUUGAUGAUGAUUUUAUAGCAACCCCUUGCUAUAAUAUAUAUAUAUAUAUAAUCAAAAGUAUCUUUUCUACUUCAAAAGAUACUUUUGAUUAAUAAUAAUAUACUCUUACAGAGAAAAAUUAAAGAAAAGAUUUUCUUUCUUAUAUUACAAGACAAAUUGUUUUAAAUCUAUAAUUUACUUUUCUAUAUGCCAAUAUCUAUAUAUAUA